UUCUUGACUACAGGUCUUCCGGAAAUCCUCAACGGCAAUGGAGAAACCGAUAAGACGACAAACACAAUGCUCAUCGGCGAGAUCCUCACCCAAUACACCUACGACGUCGUACACGUUCAAGAGGACUUCAACUACCAUGCCACUCUUUAUGAGUACGACACUCAUCCCUACAGGACGGCCACAUCCGGUGGUGUACCAUUCGGUUCUGGUCUCAACACCCUCUCCAACUACGACUGGAUCGACUUUAGCCGUACCAAGUGGGGUGAAUGCUCCGAUGCUUCUGAAAACGACUGCUUGACACCAAAAGGUUUCACGUUCAUGAGGGUCAGACUCGAAGAGGGUGUCUAUGUCGACUUUGUCAACUUGCAUGCAGAUGCUGGAAUUGAAGAGGGUGAUGAGGAGGCGAGGACCGCGAACAUUCAGCAGGUCGCAGACUACAUUGCUACAUGGUCCAUUGGCAACCCGAUAGUCAUCAUGGGCGACACCAACUCUCGUUAUACCCGUGCCGAAGACAAUAUCCCCACCAUCGUCUCCGAAGGCGGUCUUACGGACGCAUGGGUAGAGUUCGCCGAGAAUGGAGUACCACCCGCAGCUGGCAGCGACGCCUUGAUUUGUGCGGACGAUACCAUCGCUACCAGCAUCACGCAAUGCGAAAUUGUAGAUAAGGUUUUGUACCGUGCCUCCACGAAUAUCAACCUCGUCGCUACAGGAUUCUACUACGACACCGACCGAUUCGUCAACAGCACCGGAGGCGUCCUUACUGACCACCAGGCCGUCCGGGUCGAGUUCGCUUGGACUUGGGGUACUUACCGCCAAAGUGAUCUCUACGGUGGUCCUCACGGUACUUGGUUCAAUGACGUCGGCUCUCUCCCCUCGAACCCUGCUUUGUCUUCUAUCACCCUCCACGGCGGUAACCGCCUCGACGCCGUCUCCUUUACGCUCAAGGAUGGCACUGUGCUCACCCACGGUGGCUCUGGAGGAGACGCUUCUUCCCUGACUCUCGCCUCCGACGAGUAUGUCAUCUCCGCUAAGCUCUGCUGGGGGAAGUACAACGACGAGACGCGCAACUUCUACGCUCAGCUGACGACGAGUACGGGAAAGACCGUCACUACCGGAGUGGAGACGGACGACUGUGGAACGGCGAGUGCGCCUGAUGGGUACGGGAUUGUUGGGAUGUACGGACAGGACGGCGAUGAGAUGGAUCAGUUGGGGUGGAUCUACGCCUCGAUCUAA
Stereum hirsutum FP-91666 SS1 is the source of this 1233-nucleotide messenger RNA. RefSeq names its product mannose-binding lectin. Gene Ontology annotation, cellular component: cytoplasm. Lineage: Eukaryota; Fungi; Basidiomycota; Agaricomycetes; Russulales; Stereaceae. The record is from RefSeq and is a predicted model, not a curated record. The annotation marks the transcript as partial. Gene Ontology annotation, molecular function: sphingomyelin phosphodiesterase activity. The transcript has 6 exons.